Molecule: messenger RNA, 1533 nt
Organism: Hypoxylon fragiforme
Lineage: Eukaryota; Fungi; Ascomycota; Sordariomycetes; Xylariales; Hypoxylaceae
Product: NAD(P)-binding protein
Exons: 2
Coding region: 236-1234 (332 amino acids)
Molecular function (GO): oxidoreductase activity
Source: RefSeq, a predicted model, not a curated record
UUCGACAGACCGGGGUCGUCAUAGUUUAAUCCAUGACGUUGAGGUGAAUAACUGAUGCAACGGAGCUUUAGAAAGCUGCCGAACCAAACUGAAAAUAUUUAUAACUACUUACUUACUCCCCCCUCGAUUCGUGAUUUACCAAGCCAUUGAACUAUUAAAUAACCCAUCAAGCCAGCUGAUCUUUUAUUAUAACCAAGUACAUACUCCACCCUAAUCAUAUCACAAUAUAGCAAACAUGGCACCUACAAGCACGAAGCAAUGGUCUGUCGGAGGAACGGAUAAGGGUUUCGACGGCCUAUCAUUUGUCGAAGCCGAGAUUCCGAAACUGGGAGAGAACGAUGUUCUCGUCAAGCUACACGCCGCUUCGCUAAACUACCGAGAUCUCAUCAUCCCUCUCGGCAAAUAUCCCUUUCCCGCCAAAUUCCCUGUGAUCGCGGGGUCUGACGGCGCAGGAGAGAUUCUAGAGGUUGGAGCUAAAGUUUCCAAAUGGAAGAAGGGCGACAAGGUUGUCACUCUGUUCAACCAAGGCCACCAAUAUGGCCCCGUGCACAAUGCCAUGAUGGCGACUGGCCUAGGUGGUGCUGUAGAUGGCACGUUACGCCAGUAUGGUACCUUUAACGAGAAUGGUUUGGUUCGAGCGCCCAGCAAUCUUAGCUAUGAGGAGGCCUGCACCCUGACGUGCGCCGCCCUGACGAGCUGGAAUGCUCUUUACGGAUUAAAGCAGGUGAAGCCAGGACAGACGGUGGUCGUUCAAGGAACGGGAGGUGUCAGCAUCUUUGCUCUCCAGUUGGCAAAGGCUGCGGGGGCCAAGGUGAUCGCAACCACAUCGACCAAGGAGAAGGAAGAGACGCUGAAGAAGCUGGGUGCGGAUCACGUCAUCAACUAUAAGGAGGACCCCAACUGGGGUGAGACAGCCAAGAAGCUCACGGGUGGCGUGGGUGCCGACCACGUUAUCGAGGUGGGUGGCGCGAACACGGCCGAGCAGAGUCUCAAGGCGAUCAAGUACGAGGGCAUCAUCAGCAUCAUCGGGUUCCUCGGUGGCGCCAAGGUGAACGCGAGCAUCAUCGAGUGUCUCGUCAGGAUAUGCACGACCCGUGGUGUCUACGUUGGCUCCAGGGAGCAGAUGGAGGACCUGGUGGCGGCUAUUGAGGCCAAUGACAUUCACCCCGUCAUCGACAAAACGAUCUUCAGCUUCGAUAAGUUGAAGGAGGCUUAUCAAUAUAUGGUAAGUUAAUAACCUUCCUACUCUCUAGAGUUAUAUUUCGAAGUCCGCCGUACUAAUACCUUCUCUCUUUUUCCUUUUAAUAGUGGGAGCAGAAGCAUUUCGGCAAGGUGGUCAUCAAAAUAGAAUAAAUGCCCAAUCUACCAGGCCGAGCAGGUACCACUCUAGUAACUUAGAUAAAUAAAUACUCGAUUGAUACUCACCUAUACUAUACAUGAGUCAUGAUUGUUGUACCUGGAUGAAUAUUGUUGUUUGCGUUGGAAACGACCGCUGACUCAGGAGUCAAAAGGGGUUCGUAUAACGUCCCCGCC